GGCAAUUUUGUCAAAAUUUGUAUCACACUUUUGGAUAUCAAUAGUAUCAACUAUCAAUAGUAUAAAUAUAGCAUAAAUAUGUAUAAAUAUUACAUAGUUGUUAGUUGUUUCAAUGAUAAAAAGUUUAACAGGAAAUUGAAACUUGAAAAAAAAAAGAUUCUCGUUAUUGUUCCCACAGUUUCAAGAAUCAUUUCGCUUAACAAAAUAAAUAUAACAAAAUAAAAAAUUUUUAAAUAUUCAACGCGUUCAUUCUUUUUUAUAAAAAAUGGAAGAAAGUAAUUUCGCCCAUGAACUCCAUAAUUCGGCACGCAAGUGCUACCGUUUUUUUUGUCUUAAUGUUGCUCGUUGCCUUUCUUAUGUAGGGGGAAGACUUGAACCUUAUACCACUCAAAACCAGCUCAUGACCUUGGUAACUCCAACCAAUCGAUUAGCAAUUCUCCACCUUCCAAAUAAUCAAAAACAUCAUUGCCCUAUUUUUCAAUUCACAAAUGUUGAUGAAACAUACGUCGCAUACGCUGGUCACAUUCAAAAAGAGCUUGUUAAUGUUAAGCGAUUUUAUUCUUAUUUCAGAAAUACUUCUCGAAGAGAUUCCAUCUCCAUCUCCAAAGACAAUAAUUUUCAGGAUCUAGUCGCAGCAACGGUGGAAGCCCACAAAAUAGAAUUAAAUUAUAUAGAUCCAUUAAAAGAAUAUUUGAACGUAGUGUUCGAUAAAGAUCGAGAAGAAUUCAUGGAAAUUUUUGUCGAAAUAGAUGAUUCCCCUACGAAUUCAGAACCGACAUUCGAAGACGUUAUGACAUUAUGGAUUGCAGUUUUCAUUUGGGCUAUUCAGCUUAUAGUAGGUCGUCUUUUAUACAAGAAAGUUGCAUUCAGAAUUACUGGUAAAAUCUAUGGUUUAAUACAAUAGCAAGCCCACCAUAGUAAUAAAAUAGAUCGCAGAUCACUCUAUUACCAUUAUUUACACAUGGUUGUACAAGUAACUUUUUUUGUAGUAUUUGAUUAUUACCCAGAAACUAAAAAUUUAGUAAUUUCCUAACUCGGAAUUUGACAUUUGACACUACUUUUUGUACUUUGAUGUAAAAGUUUUUAAUUGAUUAUCAAAAGUUUCCUAGUUCGGAAAGUUUGGGUUAUCAAACUAUUCAUAAAUCCGAUCUUUUUACGUAAUUUUUUAUUUGCGUAUAAUAAAACCAAUUUGGUCA
Molecule: messenger RNA, 1196 nt
Organism: Rhizophagus irregularis DAOM 181602=DAOM 197198
Lineage: Eukaryota; Fungi; Glomeromycota; Glomeromycetes; Glomerales; Glomeraceae
Source: RefSeq, a predicted model, not a curated record